Molecule: messenger RNA, 408 nt
Organism: Adineta steineri
Lineage: Eukaryota; Metazoa; Rotifera; Eurotatoria; Adinetida; Adinetidae
Source: the annotation of a GenBank genome assembly
AUGGCUCGCUACUUUGAAUUUAAUGGUGGUGUUAAUGUUAAUCGAAUUGGAGGACGGACAUCAGUACCCGAUGAUAAUAUAGCUAAAUGUAUGUAUUAUCUUAACUGUGUUUGUAUAGUUAUUGAAUAUGAUGACGAUGAUAUGGAACAAUAUACAGAUUAUGAAAAUUAUCGAUGGCUUACACCAUAUCAACGGCGGCGUGUAUUUCUUUUAUGCAAAGCUUUGAGUCCUGAUGAAUUUGAAGAUCGAAUUUUUUUGAAAAUGAUGACAUGUGUGGAUAUGGAUCGGCAAUCAUGGAUGCAAAAAAAUUAUUAUGAACCUAUGCAAUAUCUCGAAUAUGAAUAUAAUUUACAACGUCGUCAACAGUCUGCUGAACAAAUUCUAUCAGAAGCUUGUAUUAUAUCAUAA